Enhydra lutris kenyoni (northern sea otter) is the source of this 1600-nucleotide messenger RNA. Its product is annotated as vesicle-associated membrane protein 714-like. Gene Ontology annotation, cellular component: SNARE complex; membrane. Gene Ontology annotation, molecular function: SNAP receptor activity; SNARE binding. The coding region runs from base 84 to 728 and encodes 214 amino acids. The record is from RefSeq and is a predicted model, not a curated record. Gene Ontology annotation, biological process: exocytosis; vesicle fusion. NCBI's taxonomy places the organism in Eukaryota, Metazoa, Chordata, Mammalia, Carnivora, Mustelidae. The transcript is spliced from 6 exons.
CCACAGCACCGCCCCAGCCCCGCCCCGAGGACGACCCGGCGGUUGGGGCGGGCCGCAGCCGUCCCUUCCCGGGCGCGCGCGCCAUGACAAUCACCUACAGCUGUGUCGCUAACGGCCGCGCGGUCCUCGCCGAGCUGGCCCUGACCGGCGGCUCCUAUCAGGAAGCAGUGGCGACCGUGCUUAAACUAGUGCUUCUUAGAGCAGAGCCAAAGACCAUAAUGCAGAUGGGAAGCUUUGUCUACCAUACUCUCUUUAUUGAUGGAAUCACUUACCUAUGUGCUACAGACAAUGCCUUGGAUACCAUAACGCCAUCUGCAUUUCUUAAAAACGUUAGUGAAACUUUUCUGAGAAAUCCUUUGAUGUCGCAAGAACAUUUUUCUCCUUCAAAUGCAGUUGCUGCAGAUUUUCAACAAGUAUUAGGAAAGUAUAUGAUGAAAUACAAUAAAAAUCAAGACGAUACCCCGAUAUCUACACUGAGGAGUCAAGUAACUGAUGUAAAAAAUAUUAUGUCCCAAAAUAUUGAUGAAAUUUUGGAAAGCGAAAACAGAUUGAGUAUCUUCACUGAUAGAACCGAUGAUCUCCAGACAACUGCCAAAGAAUCCCCAAAAACGAGAAAGGCUCUUAGGAGGAUGUGGCGGAAACACUUCAGAAAGGUCAUAAUCAUCACUGUGGCCAUCCUCCUCUCCAUCAUCAUCAUUCUUCUAAGUACGAAUGUGAUACCAGCCUGACCCCUAUCCUCCCCAUGCCCAGCAAUUACCAAUAAAUGGUUACGUGUAAACAGAGGAGUCCACAACCAGCGAUUACAAAAGUAUCCUCUGGUGCAGGAAGACUGCAGGAAGUGGGGCUUGGAUGUCCUUCCUCGUGCCUCGGUGGGCCUCGUCCCUGCUGCAGUCCCAUUUGUUGUUCCCACUUCCAGCUAUUUCCCAGCCUCUCGUCCCUUAGUCAAGACGAGGAGCACAAACCGUGGAAUCACAUCACUGAAGCUUAACCCUCCACUCAGCCACAUACCAGCUGGGUGACUCUGGACCAGUUAUUUAACCUGUACCCUUGUCUCCUCAUCUGUAAAAUGGAGCUGAUAGCAAUGCCGCAUAGCAUAAUAUCUACCACAUAGCACUAUCUGAGUGUUAACUAUUACUUCCUAGGGAAAAAAAUGAUUGCGUUUGUGGCAUUAAAUCUCUAUUAUCUUACUCCUUAGGAAAAAAAUGACUGUGAACUUCUAAUUUCCUUAGAAAUAGGAGUCUUAACACGAGUAUACAGUCCAGAAACAGACAUUCACCUCUUCUACAUAUUCUUUCAUUUGAAAUGACAGCUCAACCCACUGUUUUAUACUAGACAUUUCCUUGGAUAAAAAUUUUUAAAUUACAAAGCUGUAUUAUUUCCCUAAUAAGUCACAAGUCCUAUUUUACCACCCUAACAACCUUUUUUUCCCCCACAUGAUACACUUCAUCCAAUAACCUCAAAUCACUAAGAUUUCUAACAACCAAAGCAUCCAACUUCACUUUGCGGUUGUUAACACUUCAUGAGUUGUAUCUCCUAAGUAGGAACUUGAAGUCUAAAGUCGGUUUUAAAAAUCACUCGUUGGGGGGGCACCUGGGUAUCU